Messenger RNA from Girardinichthys multiradiatus, 5845 nucleotides. Its product is annotated as microtubule-associated protein 2-like. Gene Ontology annotation, cellular component: neuron projection. The record is from RefSeq and is a predicted model, not a curated record. Gene Ontology annotation, biological process: microtubule cytoskeleton organization; neuron projection development. Gene Ontology annotation, molecular function: microtubule binding. NCBI's taxonomy places the organism in Eukaryota, Metazoa, Chordata, Actinopteri, Cyprinodontiformes, Goodeidae. The coding region runs from base 472 to 4503 and encodes 1343 amino acids. The transcript is spliced from 18 exons.
UUAAGAAGGCUGAAAUAAAUGAAACUAUGUGUUAACAGUGACAUUUCAUAGCAUCGACUCGGUCUGCAUUAAUGCAUGCAUCUGUUGCAUCUUUGCUCCCAAUGAUGGUGCAUGGGUUUUAAACGGGAUCCCCUCUUUUAUGAGCACCUAUUGGAGCAUUUACGGUAGCUCAAUUUGCAAGAGGGAGGAACCUCAGGGCCCCACAGCGUUCUCAUUGUGACUGCAGCUUCACACACACAAGGGUAUUAGUGUCAGAGCCGCUCAGCAGCUUAAACCUGCAGAAGCCGCUGCCCUCCCUUUGGUCCAUCGCUGCAGACACCAAAAACGAGACCUACCUCACCAGUUCAGUGGCAAAAACAGGACAGCAUAAAGGUCUGAGCAGACGGUUCCACUAAACACUUUCCUGGUUCAAUAAUCAGGGGAGAUCACUUCUCAGCUCAGAUCCAACAGGUGACUCGCAGGCAGGUAGACAUGGCAGACGGCAGGCAGCCAGAAGACCACUGGGCCUCGAAUGGCCAGGAGAACGGCGAGAACGGCUACUCCUCCUACAGCUACAGGGAGAACGGCUACCAUGGUGGGGCAGCUGCACAACCUGGAGCAACAGUGGAUGACUCGGCCAACUUGCCUCCCUCCCCUCCCCCCUCUCCAUCCGCUGAGCAGACUGGGCCCGUGGCACAAGCCCAGCCAGAGGAGAGCAAAACAUCUUGUGAGUCCGAGGUGCAAGAAGAUGAAUGUCCUGUAACGUCUGAAGAAGAACCUGCCUUGAGUAAACUUCCCUCACCCACUACUUCAGAGAAAGGUCCCUUAGAAGAUUCCUCAGUUAAACAGACUGAUAAAGAGAGUGGAGUUUUCAUAGAAGAAUCCACUGAAAGCUGCAAGGAGUCCAAAGUCAAGGAACAUAAAGAUGUUUCAUUGACAGAAGAUGUGUCAAGUCUUAAGACAGAAGAUAAUGCUGGAAUUAUGUUACCCAAGAAAUCACAAACCUCUAUGAAUGAAAGCCCUGAAAAAAUGGAGCAAGUAGAAGCAACAAGUCAGGGCAAUGAGGACAGUAACAUUGAGAAGGUCGGGCUAGGUCAUGAAACAGUCCCGUUAAAAGGAGGAUUAGAUAAAGAACGAAGUUCUGGAUCAAAAACCUACUGUGAGACAACAUCCAAAAGCCAAGACGAGGGAUUGCCACAAAGUUAUUAUGAACUCAAUUUAACCUCUGAGAAAACGCUAAAUGUAGAGUAUGACAGAGCUGUGGAUAUAUUUGAAGAACAAGAUGAGAAAAAAGUUAGGACAUCACCUGGUAAAGCAUCAUUAGAGCAGCGAAGACUGUCCUUGAACAUUCCUAGUGGGUCUUCAAGAGAAAUGACUGUAAAGGUAGACAAGUCAAGGAGAUUCUCUGAAAUCUUAUGUCCAAUCAUUGGAAGCUUUGAUGGGUCAGAAGUUCCUCCCUUAACCCCAUCAGUUGAGAGGUACACUUCACCGUUUCUGCCUGUUGUCUCCAUUACCCCAACACCUACAACAUCUGAUAGAAUCCAAACAAGCGAAGAAGUUACUGCUGAGGAGCAUGGAUCCAGCUCUGAACAAUCAGAAAGCCUCUCUGAUAUGUUGGACCUGGCUGGAGUCCCACUUCGUCCAUCAAUACAGAUGAGAGACCACAUGAGACGAAAAUCAAUGCCAGCCACUGCACUCCUAGGAAAUGCCUUUGACAAGUUUUGUUUAUCAGAGCAAAUCUUGACAGAGGUGGCAGGGGAGAAUCAACAGGAGGACUUUGGCUACUGUGUAUUCAGUGAGUAUUCAGCACCCAUGCCUUCUCCUGCUGAUGUUCCAAGUUCUCAACACCAGGAUUUCCCUUCUUUGGGUUCUGAAGAAGAAGAGGGUCCUAGAGUUAUGGAAAUUACAAGUGGUCAAAUGCAAAUGGAAGAUCAAAAAGAAAUUACCCAGAUUUCUCAAAAACCUGUAUUGGUAAAGAAAGAUAUCCCAAUGAAGACAUCCCUGAUUCUGGAGAAAGCUGUGACUAGUGGAUUAAAACCAGAUCGCUUACGAAUCCCAAUAGCAACUUCAAAAGACCGCCUUACUGAACUUCGUUUGGAGACUGGCCUACCUGGGGACAUAACAAUCCAGGCAAUCCCUGAGGUGGAUGUUGAAAAAGACCCCUCUAGAGAGGCCUCACCCAUCCCACCAGACAACUCAUUUACUUUCAUUCCUAAAGAAACUGUAAGUAAAGUUCCUCUGAGUCCUACAAGCUCUAAAUCCCCAGCUGAAGGAAUCCUAGAAACUCAAGGCGGAGAGAGGCUGGGGAAAGAUGAUGUGCCUAACAACUGUUCAGAAUCCAAGAGUGUUGAUGAAGAACUGAAGGUAAAUAAAGAGAUAACAAACCCUGAGGUUGAAGAUAAAGAAGAAAAAGCUGAUGAACCAGAUAUAACCACAUCAGCUAUAACUUUAGCAUCAUCAGCACCUUUUGAAGAUGAGGAUGACAUAGAGAUUGCGGAAGAGCCUCAAGAGAUUAUGGAAGAACCUGAGGAGAUUCUGCACUCGAAGAUAAUUAUAACAAAGGAAGGUAUAUCUGAUGUACUUGAAAUAGAGGAGCAGAAGGACCAAAUGAGACUGAUGGUUUGUGAAAAGACGCUGGAUGAUGAUCCCAAGUCUGGACCUGAAGAAUGGAGCCAUAGUGCCCUAAACAGUGAUGAAGGAGAGCCUGCUACCGACAGUUCGAAUUUAUCUCCAUGUUCUGAUCAUGACCUACCACAGCAGUCUGAGGAAGUUGAUGAAGAAGAAAAAAAGAAAGAAGUCUUACAGGUAGAUAAGCUGGAAGGGUCAAGAGAAGAGAUCGAAGAGGACAAGAAAGACAAAGCACUUCAAGAGGAAGUGGACAUAGUUCAUUCUGAUGAGAUUGAUGAUGGAAAAGAGAAGAAGUUCAUGAUUGAAGAGGAUAGUACCAAAGGGAAAGAUAUAGAGAUUGGUGAAGAAGCAACCAGUUUAGCAACAAACGAUGAAACCACAGUGGACGUGUCCAUCCUGGAUACAGACAGUGGCUGGAUGGACCCUCAAGAUGAUGACAAAAGUAUCAUGACUGAGCAAAUCGAAGCCCUUCCUCAGACCCAGGAUUCUCUCCCUGCAUCUAUGGUGGUGGGCGUUCCUGCUAAACGGUUCUCCGGCAAAGGAAGGGGCCGCCUUGGCACUGCUGAAAGUAAAGUGACACGCAAAGCACCGACCUACCAUCUUCCAAAAGAGGAGAUAAGAAAGAAAAAAGUAGGCGUGAGGAGGGCUGACCAGAAUAAGCUGUCAGCCUUCCAAAGUCACUCUCCAUCUCGAAAGAGUGGAGCCAAAGUGGCGGCCAGACAUCCUAGGCCCACUCUGCUUCACGGCUCUGCUAGGAGCAAGGCCACAGGUAUGGUGCACCAUCAGCCCCUCAGUGUAGCCCAGCCAUCCAGGGAGAGGCCCACUGAGAGAACAUACCGCAGCCCUGAGAAGAGGUCGUCCCUUCCCAGGCCAGCCAAAUCUCUGACUCGCCACAUUCCUGCUGCUGAACAAGAGGACAGCACCCCCCCCAGGCCAACCUCUAUCCGAACCGACUCCAGAGGAGACAGCAGGUCUGGAAGAACCCCUAGUAUGGCAGGCACAGAUUCAGCCCGAUCCCGGUCGGUCCGCAGCGGUGCCUCCACCCCAGGCUCUGCUGUCACACCUGGCACACCACCCAGCUACUCCUGCCGCACACCGGGCUCGCGCACCCCUGGCAGCCACACACCCAAGUCCUUCAGCGUCCUCCAGGAGAAAAAGGUGGCAGUGAUCCGGACCCCGCCCAAGUCCCCUUCGUCGGUUCAGCGGCAGCUGAAGGUCAUCAACCAGCCCCUACCUGACUUGAAGAAUGUAAAGUCCAAGGUCGGGUCCACGGCCAAUCUCAAGCAUCAGCCAAAAGGAGGACAGGUUCAAAUUUUAAGUGCGAAGCUGGACUUCACUCAUGUUCAGUCAAAGUGCGGCUCCAAGGAUAAUCUGAAGCACACACCAAAAGGAGGCAAUGUCAUGAUUCCAAGCGUUAAGCUGGACUUUAGCCACGUUCAGUCUAAAUGUGGCUCCCUGGAUAAAGUCCACCACCUGGCGGGCGGGGGAAACGUUCACAUCCAGACCAAGAAGAUCGACUUGAGCCAUGUCACCGCCAAAUGUGGCUCCAUGUCCAACAUUCAUUAUAGGCCAGGGGGAGGAAAUGUGCGUAUUGAGAACGUGAAGCUGGAUUUCAAAGAUAAGGCUAAUGCCAAGGUCGGCUCCCUGGAUAAUGCCACCCACAUUCCUGGAGGAGGGAAUAUCAUGAUCGAAAGCCACAAACUGAGCUUCCGGGAAACAGCCAAAGCUCGCGUGGACCAUGGUGCAGAAAUCAUUGUCACCCACUCCCCCGGGAUCGAGACGGGAGGCACCUCUCCUCGCCUGUCCUCCGCCGGCAGCAUGAACGUGACGGAGUCGCCCCAGCUGUCCACGCUGGCGCAGGACGUCACUGCUGCCCUGGCCAAGCAGGGCUUAUGAGCAUUUAGUCACCGUCAGAACAAAUCGGCGCCAUUACUCCCUCCUCCCGUCAUUGUUGCUCCCUCAUAGACAUCCAGUGUUGUCCCUUCAGCGCAACAUGACCCCAACACACAUAACCUCUACAGUUGUAAUUGAUCGGCUGUGUUGUUCAUCCAGUUGGAUUUUAAAGACUGAAUUCUGCCGUCUUUAAAUAGGAAAACCUCCCAGUUCUUCAAUCCUCCACUCAAUUAUGGACGUUUCUGUUUCAGAUUUGAUAGGCUGAAGGCUUCAGUGGCUGCGAUUGUCUCAGUAAGCGGUUUUUACGAUUGUAUGACAAAUUUUGAAGUGCUUCACCACUACCCUCCUGAAUUUAUACGGUACUGAAUGCAAUUUAUUGCUACUAGAUAAAUAACGUUGUCUUAAAGGAUACAAAUGUAUGAGAGACUUACGGAAAAAUGCGAAAGAAUGGCUGACAAAUGGGCAUGUCCGCUAAAAUGUGACAUGAGUUUGUCUGUGUUCGUAUGUUGGAUUUUAAUGUUUUCUUGCUAUGUUUUAUUUUUUACAUAAAUGUUACUGUAGUGUUACAGUUUUGUACCUUCCCUGUAGCUGCUCUGGCUUAUUGGUGUUUAUAAUAACCAUGGCAGUUGUGUAAAAUGUCCAGCGAUGAACAGCUAGCUUUCCAAUAGAGUUUCUUUUAUUAUUUGGUUGUUGUUUUUUUUCCCUAAAAGCUGCCUGUUUAGGUUUGUUUUUAUAUUUAUGCUGUAGUUUUACAAGGUUACACAAUACUGUUUUGCUGGCAUGGCAAAAAUGAUUAAGUUAGAGCUAUUUGCAGCUAUCUUAAAUUUUUUUGUUGUUAGCAAAAAUGGCCCGGAUACAAUCCAAGUUAGGGCUGAAGAAGCUUUUCGACCUUUCUCGUUUUUGCUAAGAGAGUGGGUGGUACAACUUGUUCGAUAGGGUAAAGAGCCCAAAGUUUGUUCGAAUUAAGUGUGAAGUAUGGAGCUUCAUAUGAAAACAUUCCUGUUCGGGUAAAAAAAAUAAAUGUUUGUUGGUUUUGAUCGUUGCUGGAAAGGUUCAGAGGAAUGAAAGUUAGAGUUCAUUAACAAAAAAAAAAAAGUUAAAUGAAACUCUUCUAGCAUAUUAUCUGCUCACCUUUGUGAAACCCUUUUUGCACCCGGUGUCAGGAUUCCCCCCACCGCUGCCAGUGUUUCCCCGUGCUUCCUCUUUCCCGGUCCCCUCUUUGCCUGUGUAAGUGUAUUUAAAGAAAUGUAGAUGUGUGUGCACUAUUUCCGAUGUUUGAGAUGUACUGAUGACAAAUGCUCCGACAACAUGAUGACAGCAUAAAUAAAAAAUAAAUAAAAACUGA